Metarhizium album ARSEF 1941 is the source of this 1212-nucleotide messenger RNA. RefSeq names its product RNA polymerase II transcription factor SIII, subunit A. Bases 1 to 1212 code for a protein of 403 amino acids. Gene Ontology annotation, biological process: transcription elongation by RNA polymerase II. Gene Ontology annotation, cellular component: elongin complex; nucleus. The record is from RefSeq and is a predicted model, not a curated record. Lineage: Eukaryota; Fungi; Ascomycota; Sordariomycetes; Hypocreales; Clavicipitaceae. The transcript has a single exon.
AUGCCCGUCAAGUCUUUGUUUGAGCUCGCUACGGCCGCUUGUCUGAAGAACCUCAGAGAGCUAGGCAGCAUAGGAGACUAUUUACCCUACGACGCGGUCCGCCACCUGCUUCUCAAAAUCGAGAGCGCGCAUCAGCUUCGACAGAUUGAGCUCAGCUCGCCGCAGAUCCAGGGACAAACGGGCGAAAUAUGGCUGAAGCUCAUUGAAAAGGACUUUCCUCUCGAAUACAAGGCCAAGGCGUACAAGCCACAGAACCCCGACAAGUGGUAUCGAGUGUGGGAAAAGUACAAAAGUGACCACGACUCGGCACUCGAGGAGAGCGAGAACAAACUUAAAAAUGCGCUGGCCGGCCUGAAGCAAGACAAGGAGAAGAAUACGAGCCGCAUCAUUGAGCGCAAGCUGCUGCCAAAGUCCGUCAAGCUGGGCGGAAGCAGGAAGCUCUUUAGCGGGCCACGCGAGGCGCACUCCAACUACCUGUCACUCAACUCUGGCAGCCGAACCAAGACGGUCAACGGGGCGAGCGUGAUGCGCAAAGUCCGCCGUGAAGUAAAGGAAAUCGCAACAAUCCACGGCGCUCUCUCGAGGACUAUCCGAGCACCAACCCAGCGUUUGCAGAUGAGCAAGGCGCCCCAGUCUUUGGUUAACGAUUAUCGGCGGGCUGCUCAGCCCCAAUAUCGCUCAUCUGCCCUAUCUCCCGAACUGCCAUCUGCCGUGGCAGAACACGAGGAGCGAGCCACCUUCAUAUCGGAUUCUGAGGAGGACGAAGAGGGUAACGGCGACUUGUCUGAUGGUGAUGAGAUGGCCAAGAUGCCACCACCGAAACAGGCCAAGAAAUUCGUUGUCCAGUCUGCCGCCACGUCGCUUCUGAAGCGGCGGCCAAACAUGUCACCAGCGGCCUCGUCAUCUUCUACUACUGUCAAGCGCGUCUCUGCCUCAAGCACUGCAUCCGGCCCCGUCAAGAACACGUCGGGUCUGAAAAGCAAGUUUAAUCGCCCAGCUGUCAAGUCACCACCGGCAUCGCCGCCGAAACCUCAGUCCGGAUCGGUCACAAUCCGCGAGAACAACUCUACUCAUCAAGUUAAGACAUCGCCUCCACCGCCGCCUGCAGUGUCGGGGCCAUCAUCACCACCUCAUUCAGAGUCAGCUGCUUCGCGAGCGAUGCCGCGAAAGCGCAAAGCCGUGGAUGUCUUUAUGAGACCCAAAAAAAGAUGA